Carassius auratus (goldfish) is the source of this 1452-nucleotide messenger RNA. Its product is annotated as nuclear factor 7, brain-like. The transcript has 6 exons. Lineage: Eukaryota; Metazoa; Chordata; Actinopteri; Cypriniformes; Cyprinidae. Gene Ontology annotation, molecular function: protein binding; zinc ion binding. The coding region runs from base 1 to 1452 and encodes 483 amino acids. The record is from RefSeq and is a predicted model, not a curated record.
AUGGCAACUCAGACGUCUCACUUUGAGGAGAACCUCCUGUGCCCUGUUUGCCGUGACAUCUUCAGAGAUCCCGUUCUCCUGCUGUGUUCUCAUAGCUUUUGCUGGGCCUGUCUGGAUCAGUACUGGGAGCUCAGCGGCUCACAGAUAUGCCCUGUAUGCCGGACAGACUGCUGCAUGGACCGUCCUCCAUGCAACCGCGCUCUGAAGAACCUGUGCGAGAUCUUCCUUCAGGAGAGAAGUAGGACUGUGUCAGCGGAGCCUGAGUUAUUCUGCAGUAUGCAUGGAGAGAAACUUCAGCUCUUCUGUGUGGAGGACCAGCAUCUCUUGUGCAGUGUGUGUGUGACUGAUGACAUGCAUGUUAAACACACAUUCAGACCUGUGGAUGAAGCUGCAGUGGCUCUCAAGGAGGUGUUCAAAACAAGCCUGAAGCCUUUGCAAGAGAAGCACAAACUCUUGAAAUUAGAAAAAUUCAUCUGUAAUCAACGAGUGAAACGCAUCAAGAAUCAAGCUGAGCAAACAGAGGCACAUAUUAAGAAGGAGUUUGAGCAGCUUCGUCAGUUUUUGCGUGAUGAAGAGGCGGCCAGGGUAACAGCCCUGAAGGAGGAAGAGGAGCAGAAGAGGAAGCUGUUAGAGGAGCAGAUGAUAAUAAUUAACAGUGAACUCUCUUCUCUGGUAGAAAGAAUUCGGAUCACUGAGGAAGAGAUAGAGACCGACAACAUCUCAUUCCUGCUGAAGUACAAAGGCCCACCUGAGAGCACUCAGUGCCCCACUCCCAGUCCAGAGAAGCUCCCAGAAGAGCUGAUCAAUAUGGCAAAGCACCUGGGAAAUCUGAAGUUCAGCGUGUGGCAGAAAAUGAAGUCUGCAACUCAAUACAUUCCUGUAGUCCUCGACCCGAACACGGCUCACCCAUGCCUGCAUCUGUCUGACAGUCUGAGUGAUGUGAGGUUUGGUCAGUGGAGUCCACAGGCCUUGGGUUACUCAGACAAACCUGAGGGCUAUACGAGCGUCCUGGGCUCUGAGGGCUUCAGCUCUGGGACUCACUACUGGGAUGUCGAGGUCGGUGACAACAGCACCUGGGCCUUGGGUGUGAUUUCAGAGUCUGCCAUCCGGACUCGAGACAAUCUGCCCAGUUCUGGUCUGUGGCGCCUGGGCUUUCACAAUGGCAAAUACGGACAAAGCCUUUCAGGGGAGUUCCUCACGCCGCUCACUGUGAAUCAGAAGGUCCAGCGCGUCAGAGUCCUCCUGGACUGGGACGGAGGGCGCGUGUCGUUCUUCAAUCCUCUCACCAGCACGCAUCUCCACACCUUCACACACGCUUUUAGCGAGAAAGUGUUUCCGUACUUCUGUAACGUGUGUUCGUCUCAAGCUCUGCGGAUCUUGCCGGUAGAAAUGGCUCCAGCAGGACCGGACGUACAGAGAUUUUCUGCAUUAACCAGCAAAAUAGAGAAGUAA